Corticium candelabrum is the source of this 1159-nucleotide messenger RNA. RefSeq lists its product as uncharacterized. The record is from RefSeq and is a predicted model, not a curated record. Gene Ontology annotation, molecular function: protein binding. The coding region runs from base 148 to 1062 and encodes 304 amino acids. NCBI's taxonomy places the organism in Eukaryota, Metazoa, Porifera, Homoscleromorpha, Homosclerophorida, Plakinidae. The transcript is spliced from 8 exons.
UGCAAUUUUUCAGGGCGAAUGUGUCUGUAUUGAGUUUGGCAUUAAUUAAAAACUACAGUUUAAUAAAAAUUGUUGCAGGAACUGCCUUAUCAUUUGGAGCAAUUGCUUGAUCACAGCAGAUUAGCUGCUUGCCUUGUGGAGUGGCCAAUGUUUGAUUGUCUUUGUGAAGAGCAAUACAGCUUGGAUCUGUUGCAUUCAUGGAGGAAGGCUGGUGGCUACAAGGCAGCAUCAGCUUGUUAUUUGGAGGCUCUCAAGAUUCUCAAACAGUCAGAUUUGGUUAAAGAGGAACUAGUAACGCGUCAAUACAAAGUUGCACGAUUUUUAAGUCAGGCAGGUAACUAUGAUGAUGCUUAUAAGUUGCUUACUGAGACAUUAGAGAUAGAGGAAAAUGAGUUGGGAGCUCGUCCUGAACAGAUGUCUGAUCUUCUUUACCUGCUGGCUGAUAUACUCAGUGAAAUUGAAAAACUGGUUGUUUUUAUAUCUGAGGAUACACUGAAACAGUCUCGUCAAAUUAUUGACCAUACAAGGCGGUCAGCUACUCUUCGAAGACAGCUACCUGGUCCAGAGCACGAGAGGAAACUGGCUGUCACUUUGCUUCUUAAUUCAUUUCAUUUGUCAUCAAUUACACAGCAAGGUAAAGACAUAGAAGGCAUUACAGUUGAACAAGCUCUAGAAGAAGGAAAGGAAUGUCUUAAAGAAGCAAUGCAAAUAUUUGAGAAACAAGGUGAUAUGGAAAAAAUAGCCGACUGUUACAUGACUCUUGGAUUUCUACAACAGUCAGGAACACCAGCUGAGUUUGAAUGUUAUGAGAAGGCACUUGACUUGUGUAUGCGAAGUGUUGGUCGUAAUCACAUUCUCACAUCUCGCCUUCAAGCCAAUAUUGGAAAUUAUUAUGAAUAUAUUGGACAAAUUGAGAAGGCUUAUGACUCUUUUGUAGAAUGGGCAGCAAUUAGUACAGAGGUGCUGGGACCUUCCCAUCCAAAGACAGUGUGUGCAUAUGAAGUGCUCCAAGAACCUCGAUAUUCUGUUAUUGAGAAGAGGAGAAAAGCAGAAAGCCUGUGAUUGUGUAUUAUGUAAAACAAUAAAAAUUUCAGCACAACGUUCAACUUCUUGUUUAUCAUUAUUGUAUUCAAAAGAAUUUAUUACUGGUACAUGCUAA